Molecule: messenger RNA, 1629 nt
Organism: Camelina sativa (false flax)
Lineage: Eukaryota; Viridiplantae; Streptophyta; Magnoliopsida; Brassicales; Brassicaceae
Product: chaperone protein dnaJ C76, chloroplastic
Source: RefSeq, a predicted model, not a curated record
UACAAAUUUUUAUUUAUUUUUUGGUUAUUUUUCAAUAACUUGUCCCUCUCUAACUCCUCCACCUUACGAAACAGAGGAGGGAGAAAAACAAAAUGACACCGACGAUUCUUACUCCGACGACUCUUCCUCCGUCGACAGCUACAUGGCCAUGUACUACCACAUCUCAGAAGCUCAUCACCUUUAGAUCACCAUUCAAGCUCAAGUGUAGAGCCACUUCUUCUUCAUCAUCGUGUUCUAUCACAGACUUUGAUCUUUAUGACCUUUUAGGUGUUGAUCGGAGUUCUGAUACUGCUCAGAUCAAAUCAGCUUACCGUGCGCUGCAGAAACGUUGUCAUCCCGAUAUCGCAGGAGAUCCAGGUCAUGACAUGGCCAUCAUCCUUAACGAAGCUUACCAGCUUCUCUCUGAUCCGAUCGCACGCCACGCUUAUGACAAGGAGGAAGCAAAACUUGAAGAACUUAGAGGCUAUACAGGGAAACCGAUCUACUCGGUUUGGUGUGGUUCAGAAACUGAGCAACGAGCUACGUUUGUGGACGAGGUUAAGUGUGUUGGUUGCUUGAAGUGUGCUUUAUGUGCUGAGAAAACAUUUGCUAUCGAAACCGCUUAUGGGAGAGCGAGGGUUGUUGCUCAAUGGGCUGAUCCUGAAUCCAAAAUCAUAGAAGCCAUCGAAGCUUGUCCAGUAGACUGCAUUUCAAUAGUGGAGAGAUCUGACCUUGCUCCAUUGGAGUUUCUUAUGUCAAAACAACCACGAGGCAACGUGAGGAUUGGUGUUGGAAACACGGUUGGGGAACGUGUCUCCAAUGUAUUUGUUGAUGUCAAGAAGUUUCAGGAAAGAUACGCCAAAUCUAUGAGCAGAACCACAAAAGAGCGCACCCAGACAGAAGUAAGAAUAAGUGCAGUAGAGGCAAUUAGGUCUAUCUCCAAUUGGCUAUACUGGAGAUCAUCACCGUACACGAAACCAUUGAGUCCAGAUUCAAACAUGAGUCUAACUAUUACCAAACGAAAAAAAUCGGUUGAUCCAGAUAUCAGAAAGCUUCAAGAUGUUGUGGCAGCAAUGAAAAAAGCAGAACAGAGCGGCAAAAGCAAACCAAAAGAACCAGCUUACAUGCUUGGAGAAGAUUACUGGACUCCAUCAAACGUAGCACUUCCCUCAUCUGAAAACAACAACACUUCCAAGGCUAGCUCGAUUCCUCGAGUGAGUACUCAAAAGAAAACUCCAUUAGAAGAGAAACCAACUAGUAGAAGAGAAUAUAGAAGACAGUUCAGGAUACACAAGUUCCCACUUGGGACAGCCAUAGUAGCAGUAUUCUUGAUUAAAUAUCAAGAAAGUUACAAAGCCGCCUCUGAGCUCAACGAUCAUAUCGGUGGCUCCCUAGCUCUAUCCAUAGUUAACAGCCCAUGGCAACAGAUUUUAUUAGCAGGAGUUACAUGGUACUUCAUUGGAGCAAUGUUACUCCAACUUGUGGAAGCUGUCCAAUCCAAGCUAGAAGAUAAAGAUGCAUAGGCUUGAUAGAUAUAGUAAUGUACAGCAUAUCACUCAUUAGACCAUGUCAUGUACUUGUUCACCUACAAAUGUAACAGAACAGUAAUGAUUAUACUAUACAUGUUUAUUGAAGUAUGCCUGAAGAACA